Lucilia cuprina (Australian sheep blowfly) is the source of this 3849-nucleotide messenger RNA. RefSeq names its product sodium/hydrogen exchanger 8 (gene Nhe1). The transcript has 2 exons. Gene Ontology annotation, molecular function: sodium:proton antiporter activity. The coding region runs from base 232 to 2379 and encodes 715 amino acids. The record is from RefSeq and is a predicted model, not a curated record. Lineage: Eukaryota; Metazoa; Arthropoda; Insecta; Diptera; Calliphoridae. Gene Ontology annotation, cellular component: membrane; Golgi apparatus. Gene Ontology annotation, biological process: regulation of pH; sodium ion transport; proton transmembrane transport.
UUGCUUGUGACGUGUUGUUGUAAAAAAACAACGUAAAAAGAAAAAUUAAAAAAAAUGUAAUUGGAAAAAUAACCAACAAUUGACAUUCCAUAACGCACUUAAGCCAAAAAUAAAAUGAUUAAUAAUUCAUUAGAAUGUUCGUGAAAAUUUACAAUUUUUAAUUCAAUUAAAAAGUUAAUUAAGGAAAUAUCAAAAUUUAAAGUUUAACCCCUAAAUUUAAAGUGUGUAAAAAUGAAAUUUAAAGAAAAUAUGUCGAGAAAUAAACAAUCAUUAUGCUGGUUACUAUUGCUAUUGCUGAUAAGCACCUUAAGUAUUUUCACGGUUACCAUAAGGGCAGAAGAUGCUCAGGCAGAAACUGCUAAUGCAGUAACAAAUAAUGAAAAUUCCUCUAAUGGUGCAGUGGAAUUUAUCAAGUCCGAACAGAAUGUAUCAGAAAACAAAGAAUCAAAUGGAAAAUCUACUAAUACGGGACCAGACGUAACGGGAACAAUAAAUGUUACUAAUAUGAAUGUAACCAACACUAAUAUAAACAAUGUAAAUAAUUCAAGUAUGACCUCGAGUGCAAAUGUAACAAGUGGAACAAAUACCACUACAACUUCCACACAACCAGCACCAAUCACUAACUCAACGGUACAAGCAGAAAAUGAUACCAAAGUUGUAACCGAGCCACCAUUACCAGAUCAUCAUGCCGUCGAACAGGAACACAACUCUUCAUUAUCAUUAUUUUUUGUUAUUUGCGUGAUAAUGUUGGGUAUUUUAUUGAUACAUUCUAUGUUACAGACAGGUUUCCAAUAUUUACCCGAAAGUAUUGUGGUUGUAUUUUUGGGCGCUUUAAUUGGUCUAUUAUUGAAGAUUAUGUCUGGCGAAAAUGCCAGCUGGAAGAGAGAGGAAGUAUUUUCUCCCACAGGCUUCUUUUUGGUUUUACUUCCACCCAUUAUCUUUGAAUCUGGUUAUAAUUUACAUAAGGGUAACUUUUUCCAAAAUAUUGGCUCCAUAUUGGUAUUUGCCAUUGUGGGCACAACGAUUUCGGCUUUAGUCAUUGGAGCGGGUAUAUAUUUGUUGGGUUUAGCUGAGGUGGCAUAUCGCCUCAACUUUUCGGAAUCUUUUGCUUUUGGCUCUCUAAUUUCCGCUGUCGAUCCAGUUGCAACAGUAGCGAUUUUUCAUGCUCUCGAUGUUGAUCCCAUACUUAAUAUGUUGGUAUUUGGUGAGAGUAUAUUAAACGAUGCCAUAUCUAUUGUUUUAACCACCACCAUUACCCAAUCGGCCAAUAGUCCAGCCUAUGCAAAAAUGUCUACAGGUGAGGCUAUUUUCUCAGCGUUGAAAACAUUUUGUGAAAUGUUUUUUGCUUCGGCCGGUAUAGGUGUAGUAUUUGCUUUGAUCUCGGCUUUAUUGUUGAAACAUAUAGAUUUAAGAAAACAUCCAUCAUUGGAAUUUGCCAUAAUGUUAAUGUUUACCUAUGCUCCGUAUGUAUUAGCUGAGGGUAUACAUUUGAGCGGUAUAAUGGCUAUUCUAUUUUGUGGCAUUGUUAUGUCACACUAUACACAUUUUAAUUUGUCCACAAUAACACAAAUAACCAUGCAACAAACAAUGCGUACUUUAGCUUUUAUAGCAGAAACUUGCGUCUUUGCCUAUUUGGGUUUGGCCAUAUUCUCUUUUAAACAUCAAGUGGAAUUAUCUUUUGUAAUAUGGUCCAUUGUAUUGUGUCUUAUUGGCAGAGCUUGUAAUAUCUUUCCUUUGGCCUAUUUGGUGAAUAAAUUUCGUGAACAUAAAAUUACCAAUAAAAUGCAAUUUAUUAUGUGGUUUUCUGGUCUACGCGGUGCCAUUUCAUAUGCCUUGUCUUUGCAUUUAGAUUUAUCUAGUGAUGAAACUAGACAUGUUAUUAUAACCACAACUUUGAUUAUUGUAUUAUUUACUACACUAUUCUUUGGUGGUUCUACUAUGCCUUUAUUGAAAUAUCUAAAACCAGGUAAAAAACGUAGAUCACGUAAUUCACGCAAUGGCAGUUCUUCUUCAACCACUGCCAAUAGGCAAAGAAGUAAUUCACGUAAACGUUCCAAAUCGAUUUCUUUGUCAAAAACCCGAGAAUGGGGUCAAGCUAUAGAUUCUGAACAUUUAUCGGAACUUACCGAAGAGGAAGAUGUUUCUUUUGCCCAGACACGUAUCGCAGGUUUUGGUCGUUUAGAUCGUAAAUAUUUUAUACCAUUUUUUACGCGUCGCUUUAAUAGUCAAGAGUUGCAUGAGUGUAAAUCACAAAUGGCUGAUUUAACUAAUAAAUGGUAUCAGGCUAUACGUGUAAGUCCUUUAGAUUCAGAUGAAUCUGAUGAAGAAAUGGGUUUGUCGGCAAGUACUAGUCAAAGUACCUUAAAUGCACGUACCUAAAUUAGUUAGAAAUUAAUUUUAAAUAAAUUUGUAAUAUAAUAUGAGGAAAAGUAAUUGAUUCCCUUUAAAAUUGUUACUCAAAGUGAAAAGAAAAGUUUAAACAAAGUUUUUUUUUUUGUUUAGAAACCUUUAAUUUUUUGCUUUUGUAAAUGAAAACCGACUGUUUAGUGAAAGUUUGUUUGUUUUUUUUUUCUUUUGGGUAGUUAGCAAAUUGUAUUUUUUCUUAUACUUUUUUUCUAAUAUUUAAUGUAUUUUAGUGCUGUGAAAGUGUCAUUGAUAUCAAUAUUGAAGUGAUUAUUUCAAUAUACAAAUAGUAUUUAUAAUUAAAUAACACAAAUUUACUUAGUUUUUUCUUAAGUUAAUAAAAUUUAAACUGAACAUUAGAUUAGACUAAAUACAUUUUGCUUUAAAGUUAUAUUUAUGGUUUUGGGUUUUUAGUUAUAGGCUCCUACCACAAAAUUAUAUACUUAAAAUUUCACUAUCACGUGUUGUAUUGUACUUCUUUUUCACAAACAUUUUGAACUUAAUUUUUAAUGGGUCAAAGGACUUUCUUUUGCUAAAAAAAUAUAAACAAAAUUUGCAAAUUCAUCUUUAGUUAUAUGUUGCUCUCAGUUGUGACUAAUAUUUAUGAACAAAUUUCAUGAUGGAUGUUUAAAAAAAUUAUUAACAAAUCUUUUAACAACUUAUUUCGAAACGACAAAAUUUAAUUCCUAAAAUAUUUCUAAUAACAUUCAAACCAAACAUAUUAUUACCUAGUAAUUGAAAUGAUAAUAACAUUCGACUUAGUUUUAAAAACAUGUAUUAUGUUGUAUUAACUACAAGUGAGUAUUUAAAUCUUAUAUUCCUGUUUACUUAAAGUUUUCAAAUUGUAUUUUAAGCGAAUAAAUAAAAAGAACGAAAUAAAAGUGAAAUACAAUUUGUAAAUUACUUACUAUUUAAUUAUACAAAUAAAAAAAUAACAAAAAAAAAAAACUAAAACAAAAAUGAAAUGAUUUGAAAUCGUACACAUUACUUAAUUACUUCAGAUUAUAAAGAUGAAAUCCAAGAAGAUUAUAAAACUCUCUUUAGAUCGGCAGAAAGUAAGUUCUCUCACAUUUGUACAUGUGAAAGAGUACAAGAGAUUUCAUUUCAGAGCUCAUUGCAUUAGAUCAACAAUAAGUUUUCCAUUCGGAACUUUUACUAUAGAACACAGUCUUUUUAUAAACUUUCCCAUAGAAAAAUAACUUUUUUCUUAGUAUUUAAAAUAAACACCUACAAUCACAAAUCUAUGGCAUAUUUCUUUAAUAUUUAAACAAAAUAAUUAAGUACCUUUGCCCAGCUCUGCAAAAACACUUCAUUCAUAAACUCGCAUUAUUAUUUUUUUUUUUUUUUGUACACAAAUAUCAGUAUUUAAUUUAAGUUAAUAAACAGUUUUCAUUAUAAAACUUAAAUUUUUAAAACAGCCAUUUAAAAAUUUAAGCUGAAAUAAUG